CACGCUCCUGUCACUCUGGUGUUAACUCUCCACACAAAAUGACUGUUUAACUGAAAUCAUCUGUAAAAUAUAUUAAAAUGAUGACUUAAGAUCUUGAUUUUCAUCAAACAAACACUCAUUUGUUAUGAAUCUGAUUAGAUUAGUAACAUAAACGGAGCAUGUGCUGUUUGUCAGUCAGUAAUGUGCUCUCUGAAGAUUUCCUGUAGAGCUGAUGUGGUCAGAGAUAUGGAAAGGGGAAGGAAAUGUUAAAUAUAUUUGCAGACGCAGCAUGCUUUUUCACUCAGUACGGAAGAGAAAGACAAUCGCAGACGCAGAGUUUUUGUCUUAUAUUUAAGCAAAACGCAUGUAAGAUGUCCAGAAUGUGUGUCGUUCUGCUCGUCUUGUCCAGCAUCUGCACAGUUGUUGUUGGUGCUCCAGUUACAGUCACAGGAUACAGAGGAGAGAGAGCUGACAUCAGAUGCCCUUAUGAAUCUGGAUAUGAAUCAUAUGUAAAGUAUUUGUGUAACGGCGAGUGUAGAGACAGAAACAUCAUAGUUAAAUCAGGAUCUUCAGCUGAAGACCAGAGAUUCUCUCUGAGAGACGACACGACGGCCAGAGUUUUCACCGUCACCAUCACUGACCUGAGAUCAGCAGAUGCAGGACAAUACUGGUGUGGAGUGGAGAGGAGUGUAAUUAAAGAUGUCUAUUCAGAGAUUAUGUUGCUGGUUAAACAUGAUGAUAAGACCACUGAGGUUUCAUCCACCAGCCCUUUUACAUCAACACCGUCAUAUUUCAGCACAACAGAACCAUAUCCACAAUCCAGCAGCAUCACAAUCACUGAAAGAAAAGAAACAAUCCCAGAUCAGCACAACUCUUCAGAAGGUCAGGUCAUCUGUCUGUCGCUCUGCAUGCUUAUGUCUUGAAUUUGAAUGAGAUGUUUCAAUAUAACUUUAAAUUACAUUAAAUGUGUGUAAUAGG
Molecule: messenger RNA, 957 nt
Organism: Carassius carassius (crucian carp)
Lineage: Eukaryota; Metazoa; Chordata; Actinopteri; Cypriniformes; Cyprinidae
Product: CMRF35-like molecule 5
Exons: 3
Coding region: 243-902 (219 amino acids)
Source: RefSeq, a predicted model, not a curated record